GACACAAAUAUAUCACAAUAUACUUCUAUUAAUUAAAGCCUUAACAAUGAGGCAACUUUGUCGCACAUUACUGGCCUCGGCUGAUUUUACGUACCUAAAAUGAUAUAUUACCCAAUAAUUUAAUUAAGAAAUAGGCCAAUCAAUAAAAUUAAAUUGAAUCUUUGACUGUGUUUAAUAAAUAUUAAUAACAUUUGCAACAUUCUCAUGAUUCUGAGCUAGCUACUUGUCUAGGAUUACUAUCUUUCUAAAAUCUUGAAUCUAGGCAUAGAAAUGCAUCUGCCCAAGUAUACUUUGCCUCUAAGUAUCAUUGGAACCAUAGCUGGUGGUACUGUUCUAUUGAAGGACUACAUGGGAGGACCAAGGUACAAAGGUGAAGAGAGAAUAGCUGGAAAAACUGUAAUUAUUACUGGUGCCAACACUGGAAUAGGGAAAGAGACAGCCAGAGAACUCGCACGCAGAGGUGGGAGAAUUAUAAUGGCCUGCAGGGAUAUUGAAAAGUGUGAAAAAGUGAGGCAAGAAUUCAUAUUAGAAACAGCCAACCACAACAUUGAAUGUCGGAAACUAGACCUGGCCUCCAUUGGGUCUAUUCGAGCUUUCUGCAAAGGCAUACAUGCAUCUGAGAGGCAUCUCGACAUCCUGAUCAACAAUGCUGGUGUGAUGAUGUGUCCCAAAAUGUUGACUGAAGACGGUUUUGAAAUGCAGCUUGGUGUUAAUCAUUUAGGUCACUUUCUCCUCACCUAUUUACUGUUGGAUAAAUUGAAAGCCUCAGCCCCAAGCCGGAUCAUUAUAGUAUCAAGCCUUGCACAUAAGAGGGGUAGCAUCAAUUUUGAUGACCUUAACAGUGCAAACUCCUACGACAAACAUGAGGCAUACAAACAAAGCAAACUAGCAAACCUGUUGCACCAGAAAGAGCUUGUCAGUCGAUUAGAAGGGACUGGUGUAACAGUGAACAGUUUACAUCCUGGUAUAGUUGCAACAGAGCUGGGACGGCAUCUCCCAAUAACAAAAUCUUCCUUCUCUAGUUUUCUACUUUUCCCAAUUAAAUUUAUUCUAAUGAAAACCCCAAUACAAGGCGCUCAAACAACUUUACGGUUAGCACUAGACCCAGCAUUAGAAACUGUUACAGGAAAAUAUUUUAGUGAUUGUAAAGAGUUACCUCCUGCAUCUCAAGCACUAGAUGACGUGGCAGCCAAGCGACUGUGGGCUGUCAGUGAAGCCUGGACCAGAGCAAAUGUUCCAUAACUAAGACUGUACUUGUUUAGUUUUUGUAGUGUUAAUUGUCAAAUAACAUUCUAGAUUAAUCAACUUAUUUAUGAAGCAUGUGAUUUUAAUUUUUAAAAUUAUAUGUUAUGCUACACUCUUGACUGUUCUAUGCAAAGAAUUUUGUAUUACGACAUUGCAAAAUACCAGACAUGUACAAAAUAAAGUAAUAAGAAUAAAAUAUUUUAAAACAUGCAACAAAAAACAUUAAAUUUUUGUGAAAGCAUGGUUUAUUAUAUCCAUGAAAAAAAAAAGGCAAAUGUGCAUUGUCUAGUAAAACAAAUACCACCACUGCUGGCUACUUUUCUUUAUAAAUGUCAAUCAAGAAAUGUAAUGCGGUUAUUUCUUUGUUUAUUGCAGUUCACCAUUCUUUGCCUCAACUGCUGGUUUCAAAUGUUUUCAGCGUUAAAUUAAAAUUAACUUAUAAAAUGUAGAUAAGGUCGUGAACUUGGCCAUUUUGAAAGGAAAAUAUUGGUUUUUAGAAUAUGAUUUCCAAGGACUAAGUAAUAAUUAACCACAUUUAGAGUCAAUAAGUUUUUAGUAAGAUGUUUACGAAUGUAGACCUCUAGCAGAAAUAAAA
Molecule: messenger RNA, 1840 nt
Organism: Physella acuta
Lineage: Eukaryota; Metazoa; Mollusca; Gastropoda; Physidae
Product: retinol dehydrogenase 13
Source: RefSeq, a predicted model, not a curated record